This is a messenger RNA of Uranotaenia lowii, 1922 nucleotides long. RefSeq lists its product as uncharacterized. The record is from RefSeq and is a predicted model, not a curated record. The transcript has 2 exons. Bases 446 to 1738 code for a protein of 430 amino acids. NCBI's taxonomy places the organism in Eukaryota, Metazoa, Arthropoda, Insecta, Diptera, Culicidae.
UCACCUCGCUACGAGGUAAGUUUUACCUUAUUUGGAUUUACCUUUCUUUCUAGGUGAAUUAUACUUUUUGAUUCAGCUCAAUUCAGGUGAACUUCACCUCGCUACGAGGUGAAAUUUACCUUUUUUGGAUUCACAUUUUUUCUCGGUGAAUUGUACCUUUUUUCAUUCUUCGUUUCAGGUAUAUUUUACCUCGCUGUGAGGUGAGUUUCACCUCGAAUAGGUAGAAGUUACCUUUUUGGCUUUUGCAAGCAUUCACCUUUGCUGUCUCGGUAAAUUUUACCUUUUUAUUAUUUUCCGUGUAUAUUUCUCUUGCACAAUACUCAAUCCCAACUCCGACAUGAGACAUUGAAUAAAUUUUUAAAGGUGUCCCGUUCCAUAUAGUAAAUAAAUUCAAUUUUUAUUUAAUUUUUAAAUUCACCAAUAAAUGUAGCUAGAUAUUCAUAAUAUGAAUAAAUCUUGGAAAACGUUUGAUGAGCUUAAAACUUCUCCUGGAGCGAGAUUAAGAAGGACACAGCUCCCGAAAAACUUUUCCAUCAGAUCUACUUCGAGCCUCAAUGCAUCGCGUGUUAUUUCUUGUCUCAAAAAAACCGAAGGACAUUCUCAAACUUUGGUCAAGAGGAAAACGGGAGUGUUAUCAGCUUCAAACGUUGAGUAUAAUUAUUUUCAGAAUUCCAAUAAUUCGACUCUAAUCGAAGAUACUUCCGUUGAAGAAAUUUCCGAAAGUUAUCACAGUGAUCAGGAAAAUUAUCAUACACACAACAAUAUCUCUCCGACAUCUUUCAACAGGACAGCAAUCACACAAGAAGAAUCGGAUCUCGAAGAUCUUCCCGAUGAUGAAUCUCUGGACGUUGAAAACAUUCCAGAGACAGACGAAUCUGACGGCGAUGACUCUGACUGUCAAUCGAUUCAUUGUAAACGGAUUAAAACAUGCCGGUUAGAUUUUCAGAGUAAAAAAAGUUCACGCUGCGGUAAAAGGAUCACCGAUGAUUCGUUGAUAGUUGCCAGCGCAGUUGAGAGAGCAGCGACCACGGAGAAAUCAUCCAGUUGGAUUAUGCCCAUGUUCUCGUCCAACAAACAGGGAUCGUAUAUUCCGAAAACACCGAUCAACAAGAAACGGUCGAGCUGGCAGAAGUUGAACGAAACGUUUAAAAGCUCCCCAAAGAUUGCUGGAGACAAGAAAAGUCCAUCUCAACGAAAAUGGUCAUCAUUAUCAGAAACAUUCCAGGACAAUGAUUCUACUAUGAUUGAACAGUUUGAACCGUCUCCCCAAUUUCCUGGACCGAAAGAAUUAAAAGAACAAACAUCCGACGAAACGGUUGGUUACUUCUAUGAAACUGGGCCGAGUUCUACAACUUCUCCAACUUCUUUGUUACGAAUGAAAUACCGAAAGGAUUGUCCCAUUUCGCAACUUCAGAUGGUUUUGAAAGAGAAAAACUCAAGGCAGGUUUUUUGGCUUCACGAACGCCAAAUGAGAGGAAAUGUACGCGUCAUAAGAGUCGAGUCAGUGGAAAAACUAUUCGGUCGAAUAAUUCUGGGUUUCCACGAUAAUGAUAAGGAUGAUACAGAUACGAAAGUCGAACAUUUUAUCUAUUUGGAUCCGGCUGAAAAGCAGCUCCAAUAUUUGGCAAAGGGAUCGCUAUUAGAUAUUGAGUUUGACUUAGAACCGCACAGAAUAAGUAAACGUAAAAUUGUCCAUUUGGGCGUAUCGAAGAUUCGAGUUCAUCAAUACCAAACUUAAUGAUUUGUUAUUGUUAUAAUCAUGAUGAUAUAAAUGCAGAGAACGCAUCCGAUACUUCUUGAUGAGAAAUGUCAUAAAAAUUAUGUUCCUUGUAAAAAAUUUGCAAAAUUCUGAGAGAGAUUAAAUAUAUAAUAUAUAAAAAACAAGAAAAUAUUUCGGAACAAAUAAAUUCGGGUUUACCUUA